UAGAAAGCCGAUUAUUUAGGUGCAGUCAAUGCUGAGGAAGGUGGGAAGAGCGUGUGCAGUCUUGUGUGAUCUUCCUCCAUUAUUACAAUAUUCCCAGCUUGUGACUCGUGUGGUAAACUUCUCCAUCUUAGCCAUGCCGCCUAAGAGGAAACAGGAUACUAAUGCUGCUAGUGAUAAGGAAAAGAAGGAAAGCAAGAAAAUAAAGGAGAAUGCUGAUGGUGAUAAGGAAAAAAAGGAAACCAAGAAAUCAAAGGAUAAUGCUGAUAGUGAUAAAGAAAAAAAGGAAACCAAGAAAUUAAAGAAAGAUGAGUUUUCUUCUGAUGCUAAAACAAAGGAUGGCAAGAAGUGGAACCUGAAGGUGGUUUCAUGGAAUGUGGAUGGAGUGCGAGCAUGGUUGAAGAAAAGUGGAUUGUCAGUGUUUGAAGAUGAGGAUCCUGAUGUUGUCUGCCUCCAAGAGACAAAAUGUUCUGAAGGAAAACUCCCAGAGGAACUCAAGAAUAUCAAGGGUUACAAAAGUUACUUCAUGCAUGCCAAAAAGGAUGGAUAUUCAGGUGUUGCACUUUACUCCAAGAUUGAGCCACUGUCAGUGACUUAUGGCAUUAAUGAUGAGGAACAUGAUGAAGAGGGACGCUGUAUUACAGCAGAGUUUGAGAAAUAUUUUGUAGUCACUGCAUAUGUCCCAAAUGCUGGAAAGAAACUUGUCACUUUGGACAAAAGGUUGGACUGGGAUCCCAAGUUUCGCGAGUACCUUCAAGACCUUGAUGCUAAAAAGACUGUAAUCUUGUGUGGAGACCUAAAUGUGUCUCACAAAGAAAUUGAUUUGGCUAAUCCAAAGUCAAACAAGAAGAAUGCUGGAUUUACACAGGAAGAAAAAGAUGGCUUUUCAGAUCUUCUUGCUGCUGGUUUUGUGGAUUCAUUCAGGCAUCUAUAUCCAGACAAAACUGCGCAGUAUACGUUUUGGACCUACAUGUUUAACUGUAGGGCAAAAAAUGUUGGCUGGAGGUUGGAUUACUUUGUCCUCUCAGAACGCUUAGUUCCUCAACUGUGUGAUAACAUUAUUCGUGAUUCACUCUAUGGCUCUGAUCAUUGCCCAAUCACACUGCUCAUGCAUAUGUGAUAACCAUUUGUAUUCUCAUCUACAUACAUACAUGUUGCUGUGAAGUGAUAUCACAAAAAAAGUUAAGCAUAUUUCUUAGAUUAAUUUUGAAUUAAAGUGACAUCUCCACUUUUCAGUACAAUACUGUAUGUUUUCCCAUAUUUUCUUAUUGCCCACGAUGUGUUUUGCAUUGAUGAUCACAUGAUUAGGAGAUUUUUCCUGUAAAUUUGAUGCAUAUUAUAUGAAAAGUUUUGAUGCAGUACUUUUCUGGUGUUUGUACCUGAUAAUGAUUUAUGAAUUCAGCAUUAUUUUUUCUUAAUUUGUGUUUACUUUAACAUUAUUCUUACAUACUUUGAAAAUGUUUUAAAUAAUGUCAGCAGUAGUCGAGUCAUUUAUUGUUUUUACAUGUUGAUGAAUUUAGUUAGUAAAAUUAGGGCUGUUCAACGUUCCAUUUCACUUCUUUUCUAUAUCUCUCCUUCAAACAUUUGCAUAUCAUUUAACUGUACUAGAGCUACAGAAAGUAUCUUUUUGGAGUGGUCAAUGAAUAUCAUAAUGAACACUGCAACUCCCAUUGUCUUGGUAGGGUUGUCAAAAUCAUUCAUCCUUUGUCAUAUCGUCUAGCAAAAUAAAAUUCCCAAAUAGUUUUUGUAGCGAAUAUACCAACUGUCACUAUUCCAUUCUUCUUUUCAGCUUUUUAUUUUGCCUUGUGCCUUGGGUAAAUAUUUUUUUAAUACUUCUCAGCUAAUUUUAUCUCCUGUGUGUAUGGUGUCAGCUUUUGUAUGAUCAACCAUUCUUUCACAUUAUUCUCACAAUUAUGUAGAGUUUGAUUGUUUUAAUGCACCUUAAGUUAUAUUUACAUUACUUGAGUCUUAUCUAUAAAAGGAAUAAUGCAGUGGUAGUUUUAUUACUUGCUGUAGUUAUGUAAAAGUACUGGUUUUAAUGUGUCAUUUAUAUGUUCUGAAUUUAAUUAUUUGUUCUUUUCUUACUAAAAGGAAACUGAAAAAUUAAUGAAACGUAAAUAAUUAUUGAAAGUUUUGUGUGUGAUUUCUUCCAGCUGUCAUGUUAAUCACUCAGGAUAUGAUGACUGUAUGGUCUAUAUAUACUGUAAUUCAAGGUAUUUUCUUCCAGCUGUCAUGUUAAUCACUCAGGAUAUGAUGACUGUAUGCUAUAUAUACUGUAAUUCAAGUUGAAGAAAAUGAUCUUUAAUUUUUUUAUCAAUACUGUAUUGUAAGAAAAUUUUCUUUGUUUUUUUAAAUAAAUGACUGUGUUAG
Homarus americanus (American lobster) is the source of this 2367-nucleotide messenger RNA. RefSeq names its product DNA-(apurinic or apyrimidinic site) endonuclease-like. Gene Ontology annotation, biological process: base-excision repair. The coding region runs from base 29 to 1117 and encodes 362 amino acids. The transcript is spliced from 7 exons. The record is from RefSeq and is a predicted model, not a curated record. Lineage: Eukaryota; Metazoa; Arthropoda; Malacostraca; Decapoda; Nephropidae. Gene Ontology annotation, molecular function: endonuclease activity; DNA binding; double-stranded DNA 3'-5' DNA exonuclease activity. Gene Ontology annotation, cellular component: nucleus.